Molecule: messenger RNA, 1323 nt
Organism: Argentina anserina (silverweed cinquefoil)
Lineage: Eukaryota; Viridiplantae; Streptophyta; Magnoliopsida; Rosales; Rosaceae
Product: bZIP transcription factor 60
Exons: 2
Coding region: 94-1047 (317 amino acids)
Biological process (GO): regulation of DNA-templated transcription
Molecular function (GO): DNA-binding transcription factor activity
Source: RefSeq, a predicted model, not a curated record
UUGUGCGCUAUUAUAAAUUCUCCCCACAAAAUGCCACCACCGGUUAGAAUUAGGGUUUUGUAAAUACACACACACACACCUUCUUAUCAGCUUAUGGAAUUUGACGGAAGCCUUGACUUUCUGGACACCGGCGUUGACGUGAUCGGAGACAUCGACUGGGAUUUCGUAUUCGACGACGCGAAUGGGUUAGGUCUGCUCAGCCCGACCCUCACGCCGGCGGGGGACGGGGCUUCGCCUUCUUCCUCGUCGUCAUCGACGGUGGAGAAUUCUCCGGCGAUCGCGGCGACCGGAUCGAUGGACACGUGGAUCGGCGAGGUGGAGGACAUGCUGAUGAAAGACGACGACGUCAGCAAGGUGGCUUCGGAGGAGCCGCCGAAGGAGUAUUAUGAGAAUUUUCUGGCGGAUGUACUCGUCGACUCGCCGCCGCCGGUGGCGGAGUCUCCGGCCGACGUGGACUCGAAUUCGAACGGCUCCGCCGAGUCGGAGAAGGAGAAAACCGACGGGUCGCCGUUGAAUAAUGAUACGGACGCUGACGCUGACGAUCAUGUCUCCAAGAAACGGAGAAGGCAGCUGAGAAAUAAGGAUGCUGCGAUGAGAUCAAGGGAGAGGAGAAAAAUGUAUGUCACAGAUCUGGAGAUGAAAAGCAAGUAUUUGGAAGGCGAAUGCAGGAGGCUGGGGCGUUUGCUUCAGUGCUGCUAUGCCGAGAACCAUGCUUUGCGACUUAGUCUACAGAUGGGCAAUGCAUGUGGCCGUGAUGUUUCUGGUACCAAGCAGGAGUCUGCUGUGCUCUUGUUGGAACUCCUGCUGUUGGGUUCCCUGCUUUGGUUCCUGGACUCCAUGUGCCUAUUUACCCUGCCUCUAAUGCCCCACCUGCUACUACUAACUCUAAAUCAAGAGCAGGCAAACAAAGCUCUAGAAGGUGUGGGUCCAAGAGCAAGAGGGGAAGCAAAUAAGAUGGUCUUGGCGCUUCAGUCUCAAUCUUUUGUAAUGACUAGGAGGUGUAAGGCCUCCAGGACGAAGAUGAAAUAUGCUAUUUUUGUCUCUUGAGUAUCUGACUGAGCUCUGCUCUCCCCUCCCUCAAACAUGAAGAACUACAAGAACUACUGUGAUGGACUCGGCCGUAUAGCUGGUUCUAUGUUCGUUUUUUUUUUUUCCUUCAAUGCUGGUUCUUUAGGUAUUAGGUGUAUUAUGUUUAAAUCCUGGCAGAGAGAACUAUUUGAACCAUGAUCUAUGUGUAGUAUGUUGUUAGGUAUGUAUGAAACCUUGCAACUCUGCUCUUUAUCACUUUGGAUAUGUCAAAUAUAUUUCGAUUUUCUUCGUACA